AUGCAGUACAGGAAGCUAGCAACUGAUACAAUUUGUCCCAGGUGUGGUGGAAGAGCUGAAACAAUGGACCACUUAUUUCGAGAAUGCCCUGUUACAGUGGAAGCACGGACAGCAUUGUCAUUACAGUAUAUUGUAAGGAUACAAAACAUGAACUUUGUACAGUGGCUUACCUGGGUGUUUAAUCAGCUAACCCCUUGUCAAUGCUGCCUCUUCUGCUGCGUACUCUGGGCCAUAUGGGGAGACCGAAAUAAACGAAUACAUGAGAAAACAGUUAGUACUAGGAAGGACAUUACAAAGUUCAUCAAUAGUUACAUAAAUGAACUUAAUGGUAUCGAAAAAAGAGAGUUAGAAAAAACAACAGAACCCAGUAGAUGGAGACACCCAACUGGCGAGUUCAUAAAGAUUAACUUCGACGGUGCUUACAAUGAAAGUCAAAAUUGUUCGGCUUUAGGUAUCGUGGCUCGAGAUGCGGAUGGGAUAGUUCUUCUAUCCUACUCCGAAAUCCACCAAGGUAUUGCCUCUGCAUUUGCUGCUGAAGCCAUAGCCUGUUGGAAAACGGUACAACUUGGAAUCACAAAGGGAUGGCAGUCAAUCAUAGUCGAAGGAGACUCAUUCGCAAUAAUAAAUAAAUGCAACACAGAAGGUCAAGACUGGUCAUUGAUGGGAGCAUAUAUAUAUAAUAUCAAACAGCAAAUAAAUGAACCCAUUAAUAUCACUUUCAAGCACAUAUUGAGAUCUGCUGAUACUAUUGCACACAUUUUGGCAACAGUAACUCUAAGAAGAAAGGAAGAAAUAUACCUGGAAAGGGCAGUCUCUGAGUACGCUAAAGAACAAUUGAGACAUGAAUGGGAGCAUGAACCAGAUUAG
Gossypium arboreum is the source of this 867-nucleotide messenger RNA. RefSeq lists its product as uncharacterized. The transcript has a single exon. The record is from RefSeq and is a predicted model, not a curated record. Lineage: Eukaryota; Viridiplantae; Streptophyta; Magnoliopsida; Malvales; Malvaceae. Bases 1 to 867 code for a protein of 288 amino acids. Gene Ontology annotation, molecular function: RNA-DNA hybrid ribonuclease activity; nucleic acid binding.